AUGUCGUCCUGGGCGGAAAGCAAGUCACAAAAUCGCAGUCUACAGAUUCUCCAAGCCGCGACUGAGGGCAAAUAUGGAGUUCUCUCCGUGGUCAUCUACAAUGUUGAGCAUCUCACUGCCGUUGUUCGCGCAGCAGAGGCCAAGAAAUCGCCUAUGCUGAUUCUCUUGUUCCCCCUUACUGUCAAGCAGCUCCCGACUCUCCCAUGGGCCGUCGCCGCUGCCAUCAAGUCAGCAAAGGUCCCACUUGCCCUGCACCUCGACCACGCCCAAGACGAACAGCAAAUCCGCGACAUCGCAGGAACGCUGCCAUUCGACUCAAUCAUGGUUGACAUGAGCCACUACGAUCAUGAGGAGAAUCUCGCCAAGACCAAGGUUCUGACAAGAGUCUGCCACGACCACAACAUUGCUGUCGAGGCGGAAAGUGGACGCAUCAACGCUCUUUUUACGAGCCCUGAAGAGGUUGAAGAUUUCAUCGAUGCCGAGAUUGAUCUCUUGGCACCCAGCAUCGGCAACAUUCACGGAGACUACGGUCCCAAGGGCCCUCAACUCGAUUAUCAGCGAUUGACAAAUGUCAACAAGCAAAUCAACAACCGCGUCCUCAUGGCUUUGCAUGGCACCAAUGACUUCAGCCCAGAGAUCAUGAGAAAAUGCAUCGACAACGGCGCCAUCAAGUUGAAUGUCAAUAAGCUGCUUCUGGAGGUUUGGAAUGUCCACCUGAGGGAGAACGCCAAUAAGCCACUGACGCAAUUGAUGGAGGAUGGGAUGACCAUCUUGCAGAAGGAGACGGAGAGAUGGAUCGAUAUUUGCGGCAGCGCAGCAAAGGCGUAG
Messenger RNA from Colletotrichum lupini, 828 nucleotides. RefSeq names its product fructose-bisphosphate aldolase class-II. Gene Ontology annotation, biological process: carbohydrate metabolic process. Gene Ontology annotation, molecular function: aldehyde-lyase activity; zinc ion binding. NCBI's taxonomy places the organism in Eukaryota, Fungi, Ascomycota, Sordariomycetes, Glomerellales, Glomerellaceae. The transcript has 3 exons. The record is from RefSeq and is a predicted model, not a curated record. Bases 1 to 828 code for a protein of 275 amino acids.